GAUUAGCUGCUGCUGCUGGGUUAGCUUAUAGCCUGAUGUACGGUCUCGCUUUCUUACAGGUGCACAUAAGGUAAAACAUCCAGACAUACAAAUCCUUUGUCCCCCGAGUGGUUUAAAACAGCUAUUGGAGACGGAGAUAAAUAAUUGAACCAGAAAAUGCGGUUGUCCGACUGCGCAUCCCAGGGAGUGAACAGGGAAAUGCAGCGCCAGUGUCCCGGCUGAGAGACGGAUCACACCACCUCGUCUGCUUUUUGACCCUUUGCCACGAAUAUUUUUUACCAAAGAUCAUCGUUUUCGAUAUGAUAGACAAAAUUAAGGUUGCUUGCUGGCCAGUGGUACCCUGCGUGGGUCCAGUCCUGCAGAGGCAUGUCCCGUCGGAAACAGAAACAACCCCAGCAGUUUUUGUACCUGACCUCUGCUGCCAGUCGGAUACCAGAGAAUGAUACUCCAUUGGCAGUGAAGUCACACUCUUCAUUGUUUACCCCAGACGCUUCUUUGGCCUCAUCCUUCACGCUGCAAAGACCUCAGCUUCCCUGUGAUUCUAGUCUAUCUCAUAAAAGACCCUACAGUGUUUGCAUCACAGAAACAACAACAGAGACCUGCUGUAAAAGUCAACCUCUCGAAAAACUGCCUCUUAUUUUCACACCAGAGAUUCUUAAGCCCCCCAUCUCCUUCACCUCUUCCCUAAAAGAAAUCUUCUUUAAUUCACAGAUGGCUUCUCCGAAGUUGGGGCUAUCAGCCACCACAACCUCCUCUUCAUCAUCACCAUGUGCCUCCUUAUGUCCUCCAUUGCAUCCUGGGAGCCCAAGCCGUGUUCCUGAGGGACCGCCCAGUCCUGUUACUCCUGUCCCAAGCCCAGGAGUGACAUCUGCAGCAGCUGCACCACCUCGAAUGCAACUCAGUAUUGCCCUAAUUCUGGAAGAGCUGCGGGUGCUGCAGCAAAGGCAAAUUCACCAGAUGCAGAUAACGGAGGAGAUCUGUAGACAAGUGCUUCGAUUGGGUGGUGCCUCCUACAAUAUAGAAACACCCUCCCAACAUUCUUUAUCAACACUUCCUCAACUCUGUCUGGAAGGAGACAAGCGUGCACCGAGCCCUGCAGUUACAUCAUCUGGAACUCAACCAUCCACCUCUGUGGCUCCUCUGCUGGCAUGCUUCUCCUCCCUUCUUCCCACGCAGUCAACUAACACCCCCUCCAAACAAAGCAGUUCCUUAUCGCAAAUCCUUCAGCCGCAUAAACCUACAGUUGAAGGCUCCAGUGGGAGUGCUGGGGCUUAUGGCUUUCCUAAAGUUACUCCUCAAUCAACUGCCCAGUCUCCUUCUCCAAUGGCUUCCCCAACAUUUCCAUUGGCCCUCUCUUUAGCUAUGCCCAGUCGUCAUCUUCAUGAGAAGUCCUCAAAUACAACCCCAUUAAGUGGUUUAUCCUCAAGAAACUCAAUGCCUCAAUCAAUUUCUAAUAGUCAGCACACCCAGCAGUUACCCUCUGAGGCAGACUCUGCCUCUACCUCUUCUGGCCGCCUUCUGCAUGUUUGUCGUUUUUGUGGCAAAUCCUUCAGCAGUGACUCAGCCCUGCAGAUACAUCUGCGCUCACACACAGGUGAACGUCCUUUCCAGUGUCCAGUCUGCUUCAGCCGCUUCACCACAAGAGGAAACCUAAAGGUGCACUUCCUUCGCCAUCGAGAGCAGAACCCAGAACUUUCACUUUCACUACUUCCUCCUUCUUUGUUUGGAAUGGCAUUAGGGAGUAGUGGGGGUUUGGACAUUGGACAGACCUUGAACAGUGGGAAUAGCCAGAAGAUGAGAAAAAGAUUUGAAGAAGGGCCAGAGGUCAGUGGUACAAGUACUGCUUUAUCAGGAGGGGGAACAGAAAAAUCUACUCCUUCGUCCUUGCCUCUUCCUCCUACUGUGGACCUGGCUUUAUUAUCACAAUCUUUGUUACAGCUUAACAGAGCAGCAGCUGCUGUAGCCUCAAUAACACCUAGCUCAACAGCUGCCUCCUCUUCGACCUCCUCUGCUCUAUCUUCCUCCCUCUUCUCCAACCCUCCACUGGUUUCACCCUCUACACUCACGGGAGUAUUCAAAAGUUCAAAGCAACAGCAUUUUGAUGAAAAUACCCCUCCUCAUGUCCCUGUUCUUUCUCCUGGUUCGUACUCCCAACUAGCCCAACAUUCCAAGCUCCUUUUUCCAUCUGUGUCCUCUUCACCUGCUGCCUCCAUUUUUAGUCAUCCUGCUUUAGGGUUUCUGCGCUCUCCAAUUCCUACAAAUCCAAACCUGCACCACCUCACCUCGACUAGUCAUCCUCCAAUUGCAUUUACAUCUUCGUCUUUAGAGAGACCAUCGUGUCCAUCUACCACUGCACAAUGCUCUCUGUCUUCAUCAAUCCCCACUUCAACACCUACAUCUGAAACAUCCAAGUUGCAAAGACUGGUGGAGAAACUAGAAAAAGUGUCUUCUCAAACCUCAUCUUUAUGGGUGCCAUCUAGCAGUACAGUUACCUCAUCAGGUUUACCCAGCUGUUGUUUCACAAAUGCUAGCACCUCAACAACUUAUGUAAUGGCAUCCCCAACAUCCUCAGCAUUAGUUGAUACUUCAGUCUCAAACUUAGCACAUAAUGUAGUUGCAGCUCUUGGACUGAGUGCAAAUGGAUCAAACAAUUUAGCAGGAGGCCAGCUCUCAUCAUACAAUAUGAUUGGGCUGACUAGCAAUUUAGUGGCCAAUCAGUGUGGUGUUUGUUUAAGAGUUAUGAGUUGUCCACGCGCACUGCGCUUACACCAGGCUACACAUCUUGGUGAGCGACCAUUUCCUUGUAAGUUAUGUGGCCGAUCCUUCUCUACCAAAGGCAGUCUGCGGUCUCAUUUGGCGACACACCAUGCUCGACCAGCCAAUGCCCGUCUCCAGAACUCCUGUCCGUUAUGCCAACGCAAGUUCACCAAUGCUCUUGUACUUCAACACCACAUACGCAUGCAUCUUGGUGGGCAGCUGCCCCCAGGUAGUUCAGAUGAUCCCACAGCUCAAACCUCAGAGCAGUGUAAUAAUAAAGCAUUGACACAAAGCCAGAGCCAGUCUACUGAACCAGGCACAAGCAAAGCACCUUUUUUUGAGAAUGACCUCCCAAAGGGCCCAGUUUUAAAUUCACAAAAUCAGACCUCUGCAGCCCUCUCUGUCAGUGUUACUCAUGAUACAAAAUCAAAAGACGAGUGCGGUUCUGCAUCUGCAAGUCCUCGCCUCACCACACUGCCCAUUUCUGAGUCACCUUCAGGUCCCUGUACAGAACCCACACCACCAAGAAGUGUGGAUCAAACCAGUAGCUUGCUCCCAUCAGAUGACCAGCAAACAGAAGAAGGCACAGGAGUUAGUGAUCCUCAGACUAACACUGAGUCUCAGGCAUCUCUCUCUAAUGCGUCACCAGAACCUUGUGUUGCAAAAAGCACCAUGUCUUCAACAGCAGAGACCAUAGAGUCCCUCAUGGAUUUGGAAGAAGCUGAGGCAUCUACGUCCUCUGAUAUCUUCCCAUGUGCAGGAUCUUCCAUUGAAAACAUCUGUGAGACUUUGGCAUGCUUAACGCCUGACCCAACUCAGAGUCAAGAAACAUCUCUUGUAAAUACACCGCAGAUUCUGUCAGAUUCCAAAUCUCCAGAACCUGCAAAAGUUGAGAAAGACAAUAUUUCCAAAUCUGGAACUCCAAAGCAGGACUACUUGUCUGAUAAAGAUCCAAAAACACCAUCUGCUUUGGAGACAGUAGAUCCAACUGGUGGUGAGGUAAACAGUCCACCAGCUUCUGCUUUUAUUAAAGAAACACAAAAGCACUUUAAUUAUGGAUCUUAUGAAAAGGAAGACACUGUGGAGUUUGGUGAAGCAGUGGAUGUGCCCAUAAGCCUAACUCCAACACUCCCCUCCCCUAUGUCUCGUCCAGAGAAGAAGACGUACUGUUGUGCAGAAUGUGGGAAAGAAUAUGCCAGCCGCAGUGGCCUGAAGGGUCACAUGAAACAUCAUGGAGUGUAUUCAAAAACACGGCCAUCAGCGCGCAGCAGCCGCUCUAGCUCUGAUACAGUUAAAACUUCAGUGAGCUCCUUGAAUGUUCCUGCCACAAGGAGUUCUGCUAGUUUUUGGAACCAGUACAAAACCCUCCUCAACACCAGUGCUGAGACUCAUGAUGCUCCCUCAGGCAGCCAGGGGGAGAGUGAACCUGCACGGUCUGUGCGCUCUGCUCGAUCCAGGAUGGAGUCAAGAGCUGCUGUUGAGGCUCAUAAAGGGGAUGAAACAUAAGCUCUCUGUGAUAGCGCAGUAGGCAAUGGCUUACUGUAUGGUGAAACUGUUUUUGUGUAGUGUUGUUUUUUAAAUCAUGAAUCAAGCCGUCAGACUGACAGUUAUUGUAAUUUAAUGUGUGUCCUGUUGUGUUUAAUAAAGACAACACUAGUGCUCAGAUCUUAAAGGAAGAGUGAUGGUAAAAGUAGUUUAAAUUUAAAACAUGUUAAUGGUGUCCUAAGUAGUUUGGAGAGACUAUUUCAUAACAUGUACAUGUUGAUCUUUUUUGCUUUUAUGUUAAUUUUGAAUCAUUAUGACUAUUGCUAAUGAUUGCUGUAGCUAUAGUUUUAAUGUUUCUUUGAUCCAGCAGCUGAGAAAUAAUCUAAUCAAAAUACUUACCUGUAAAAUAUAGCCUAUUUCGCACCAACAACAAAACUAGACAGUGUCUGUGCAGAAUCUCUUGUCAUCCAUGCGUAGUUCAGAUAAACUAAUGUUUCAUUGUGUUUUUUUAUUAGCCUUGUUGUCAAGCCAGAAGCACAGUCUUAUAGCUUGUUAUCAGUGAGCAUAAGGUGUUCAAUGUAACUCUUGACCUUAAUAUCUGUAACUGCCUCUUUGUGAUAUAACUAAACCAUGAACUGACGAUAAACAUCUGAUGCUUGUCUU
This is a messenger RNA of Periophthalmus magnuspinnatus, 4905 nucleotides long. RefSeq names its product spalt-like transcription factor 2 (gene sall2). NCBI's taxonomy places the organism in Eukaryota, Metazoa, Chordata, Actinopteri, Gobiiformes, Gobiidae. Gene Ontology annotation, cellular component: nucleus. The transcript is spliced from 4 exons. The record is from RefSeq and is a predicted model, not a curated record. Gene Ontology annotation, biological process: regulation of transcription by RNA polymerase II. Gene Ontology annotation, molecular function: DNA-binding transcription factor activity, RNA polymerase II-specific; RNA polymerase II cis-regulatory region sequence-specific DNA binding. The coding region runs from base 367 to 4263 and encodes 1298 amino acids.